This is a messenger RNA of Melanotaenia boesemani (Boeseman's rainbowfish), 1839 nucleotides long. RefSeq names its product SEC13 homolog, nuclear pore and COPII coat complex component (gene sec13). Gene Ontology annotation, biological process: positive regulation of TOR signaling; COPII-coated vesicle budding; protein import into nucleus. The record is from RefSeq and is a predicted model, not a curated record. The transcript has 9 exons. The coding region runs from base 120 to 1082 and encodes 320 amino acids. Gene Ontology annotation, molecular function: structural molecule activity; protein binding. Gene Ontology annotation, cellular component: nuclear pore outer ring; COPII vesicle coat. NCBI's taxonomy places the organism in Eukaryota, Metazoa, Chordata, Actinopteri, Atheriniformes, Melanotaeniidae.
GAAGUGCGGUGGUACUCGGUGGAAGCGGCUUGGAUACUUGUUGCCACGUCGGAGUAGUUGGUGUACCUGGUUAAAACGUUUUAGACACCAGGGAAAACGCUCAUCAUUUAGCUUCAGUUAUGGUUUCUGUUAUUAACACAGUUGACACCUCUCACGAGGAUAUGAUUCACGAUGCCCAAAUGGAUUACUACGGGACUCGACUUGCCACCUGCUCCUCUGACCGCACCGUCAAGAUCUUUGAUGUCAGGAAUGGAGGACAGAUUCUGGUGGCAGAUCUCAGAGGUCAUGAGGGCCCAGUAUGGCAGGUAGCGUGGGCUCACCCAAUGUUCGGCAACAUCCUGGCUUCCUGUUCCUAUGACCGUAAAGUCAUCGUCUGGAAGGAGGAGAAUGGAGCCUGGGACAAGAUGUAUGAGUACACUGGACAUGAGUCAUCAGUUAACUCUGUUUGCUGGGGUCCCUAUGAAUUUGGUGUAAUCCUGGCCUGCGGCAGCUCGGAUGGAGCAAUUUCCCUUCUCACAUUUACUGGAGAUCAACAGUGGGACGUGAAGAAAAUCAGCAAUGCACACACUAUUGGCUGUAAUGCCGUGAGCUGGGCUCCUGCUGUGAUUCCUGGAAGCCUGAUUGAUCAGCCAUCAGGACAGAAACCAAACUAUGUCAAACGCUUUGUCUCUGGAGGCUGCGACAAUCUGGUUAAACUGUGGAAAGAAGAAGACGGUCAGUGGAAGGAGGACCAGAAGCUGGAGGCACACAGUGACUGGGUGAGAGAUGUUGGCUGGGCUCCUUCUAUUGGUCUUCCCACCAGUACCAUUGCCAGCUGCUCCCAGGAUGGACGCGUGUUCAUCUGGACAUGUGACGACCCCGCAGGCAACACCUGGACAGCCAAACUGCUCCACAAGUUUAAUGACGUGGUCUGGCACGUCAGCUGGUCUAUCACUGGAAAUAUACUGGCUGUUUCUGGUGGAGACAACAAGGUGACACUGUGGAAGGAGUCGAUGGAUGGUCAGUGGGCAUGCAUCAGUGACGUAAGCAAAGGCCAGGGCGCCGUCUCCACCAUCACAGAUACCCAGCAGAAUGAGCAGUGAUGCACACAUGAACACAUAUUCACAUCACAGUGCACCAAAUGAUACUACAAGGAUGACCUCUGCCUUAAAAGAUGGAUUAACAAACAUGCUGGACAUUUGGACUGACAACAAAAGGUAGUCUACAGUGAGGGAGCCAAGUCUGCGACCUGUUUUUCCGUUUUGGAUGCCCGCUUAAUCCCACAUAUUCCAGGAUAAAUCUUUCUUAAGAUUCAACAUGGGAAAGAAAACUUUGAAGAUAAAAAGAAAUAUCAAUGUUUUGGUUUUUUCUGAUUGUAAUUUCUUUUUUAUUUAUCAGAUGCACUCCACCAUCCCUGUUUUUUUAUUUUGUAAGUUUAUUUGGGGAAAUUGCUGGUCCAAAUUAAACUUAUUGCCCAUCUUUACUCAUGCUUUACCUUCCCAUGAUACUUUGGUGCUCCUGAAACAUUCCACCUCCACCAGUGGAGAAGAAAACCACUGACAGUCCUCAUGAUCCAAGCAUCCUCCAUGGCAACCGUCCUUUAAUUUUCAUUACUUAAUUUCAUUCAGAUGAACUUUUUAUUGAAAAGUUCUCCAAACAAAACAGUUUUUUUUCUUCACAUUUGAUGUGUUGCUUGCAAAACAAGCUCAUAAUCUCCUCUGGUUUGCAUCACUCAUGACAAAAAUCAGAGGCACAAUAUAUUAAUUGCUAAGUUUAAACUUAAAUAAUUUAUUUAGGGUUCACUCUUCAUAAUUUACAUUUAGUACCUGCUUUAAUCUAUUUCAGUUGCAGCCAGAAGUU